AUGGAAGCAGCAGAAUCAGCCACAGAGAAAGGCGGAGACAUAAACGAUCUUCAACGACAUCGGUUUAUUGGUCGCUGUUGGACAGACACUGCGAUCGAAAACCUUCUCCGAACCGAGGAAAAACUCCGCCAUAUCUUCCAAAAAGAGCUAUCUCUUCGCGAAGAGACGAAGGAGCUAGAAAACAGGGAGGCGAAAGACCAGCUUCAAGCCCUAAGCAAGGAGUUUUGGAAAGGUACGCGAGAGUGGUGGAGUCUCCGAAACGAACUUCCCAGCGGCGCCUCCUUGUUGAGGACUGUGCGCGGAAGCAAGGAUGCUGCUCUCGGGGCUGUGGAUGUUGCGUUGAUCGCCCGGUGCAUGGAAACCGUCAGUCUGCAGUUGGACAUUGUACUCUCGAGUGCAAAUGCUGUCGUAAAGCUCGCGGGUUUGAGCUCGCGCAAGAAGAACAAACAGAGAUAUAUGGAAAAGUUCAAACUGGACAUGCGAAUGAACAUAUGCAGCUGGCGUCGAUCUGGGGGUUACAAUGAGAUCGUCACGAAAGUUCAUUUGAACUGA
Penicillium soppii is the source of this 552-nucleotide messenger RNA. RefSeq lists its product as uncharacterized. NCBI's taxonomy places the organism in Eukaryota, Fungi, Ascomycota, Eurotiomycetes, Eurotiales, Aspergillaceae. The coding region runs from base 1 to 552 and encodes 183 amino acids. The record is from RefSeq and is a predicted model, not a curated record. The transcript is spliced from 2 exons.